CGCUUAGUGGUUUUUCAGUUAUUUCAAAGCUACAUUAUAUUAUCAGCAGAGAUGGAGCAUAAUAUGUUACUAAAGGGUAAGUUUUUAAAGAAAAAAUACACUUCAGUGAUAAGAUGUGAUUAAAACAUAAUAGCUUUUAUGUGAGAAAUAGAUAUUUUUGUCAGUUGAUGACUUUGUAAUACAUCAGAAUCAUAACCAGGGAACACAUGCACUUGAGAAGUGAGGCAUGCAGGCCACAUAUUUUCCCCUCAUACAUCAGCAAUAAUAAUAGUAUGGAGAUAGGGGAGGGGAGUAAAAUCUGCACCUCAAAGUCAAGAGGAGAAUGAAAAUGAAGGUCCUUUAGGGUUAUCACUGAGAGAUGCCUUACUUAUUGGAUGUCCCUAUUUAAAUGCAAGAAGACUGAACUCUGCUCUAUAUAACAUGUGUGCCAGCAUAGCUGGCAUAACUUGUGUGUUUUAAAGUUCAUGUCUUCCCUCUGCCUUCCCUUCCUUCGGUCUCACUCUGCUGAGGCUUUUCUAUUUUCGUUUACAAGGUCACAUGACCCUGUCAGCCAAUUGCAGGACAACAGAAGCAAUGGAAACUUCUUUCUGGGAUAAAAAAAAGAAUAAUUCUGGGGCUAAAUAAAGAAGAUACAAACUGAGCCACAGGAAGAAUUGGGGAAAAAGAGAAGAAACAUCCGUUUCAGCUGGAACUGAGAAUGAUCUAAAACCAUGAAGAAAUGGUGGACUGCCAGCUGCUGAUUCCUCUUGGAGCUCCAAAUCAAGAUAUGCUACGUGUUCACUGCCACUGACGCUGACCAUGACCCUUCACACAAAAACCCCCGGUGUUGCCUUAAUGCACCAGAUACAAGGCAAUGAACUAGAGCCUCUCAACAGACCUCAGAUGAAGAUUCCUCUGGAACGACCUAUCAGUGAAAUGUAUGUGGACAGCAGCAAGACUGGGGUUUUUAACUACCCAGAAGGGUCUGUGUAUGAUUUUUCAACGGCUGCUCCGGUGUACAGCUCAACCAGCCUGACUUAUGCCCCAACCACAGAGUCAUUUGGGUCGAACAGCCUGGGAGGAUUUCAUUCUCUGAAUAACGUCCCUCCGAGCCCAGUAGUAUUUUUACAGACGGCACCGCAGCUUUCGCCUUUUAUUCAUCACCAUAAUCAGCAGGUCCCUUAUUACCUUGAGAAUGAACCGAACAGCUUUGCUAUGCGAGAAGCAGCUCCCACUGCCUUCUACAGGCCAGGCUCGGAAAACAGACGUCACAACGGCAGGGAGCGAAUGUCCAGCACCAGUGAGAAGGGAAGUUUGCCCAUGGAAUCCACCAAGGAGACCCGCUACUGUGCCGUGUGUAAUGACUACGCUUCAGGUUACCAUUAUGGUGUUUGGUCUUGUGAGGGUUGCAAAGCCUUCUUCAAAAGAAGUAUUCAAGGUCACAAUGACUACAUGUGUCCUGCUACCAACCAAUGCACUAUUGACAAGAACAGGAGAAAAAGCUGCCAGGCUUGCAGACUGCGGAAAUGCUAUGAAGUUGGAAUGAUGAAAGGUGGAAUUCGGAAAGACCGCAGAGGAGGCCGUAUGCUGAAACACAAACGUCAAAGAGAGGAAAAUGAUAGCAGGAAUGCAGGGGCUUUAACAGAGGCGAGGAGCACGGCUCUCUGGCCAAGUCCCCUGAUGAUCAAACAUAGCAAAAAGAACAGCCCAGCCUUGUCUCUGACUGCAGAUCAGAUGGUCAGUGCUUUGCUGGAGGCAGAGCCACCUGUUGUCUACUCGGAAUAUGACCCUAGCAGACCUUUCAAUGAAGCUUCAGUAAUGACACUGCUAACCAACCUUGCUGACAGAGAACUGGUGCACAUGAUCAACUGGGCAAAAAGAGUUCCAGGAUUUGUGGAUUUAGCACUCCAUGAUCAGGUCCAUCUGCUGGAAUGUGCCUGGUUAGAGAUACUGAUGGUUGGCUUGGUGUGGCGAUCAAUGGAGCAUCCAGGAAAACUGUUGUUUGCCCCUAACUUACUAUUGGACAGGAGCCAUGGGAAAGUUGUUGAGGGUUUUGUGGAAAUAUUUGACAUGUUGCUGGCCACUUCUUCUCGCUUUCGAAUGAUGAAUGUACGGGGAGAAGAAUUUGUGUGCCUUAAAUCCAUCAUCUUACUCAAUUCCGGAAUCUAUACAUAUCUUUCCAGUACCUUAAAAUCAGUGGAGGAAAAGGAUCAUAUCCACCGUGUCCUAGAUAAAAUCACAGACACGUUGAUGCAUUUGAUGGCCAAAUCGGGUCUCUCUCUACAGCAGCAGCAUAGGCGACUGGCUCAGCUUCUUCUCAUUCUUUCCCAUAUCAGGCACAUGAGCAACAAGGGAAUGGAGCACCUUUAUAGCAUGAAGUGCAAGAACGUGGUCCCUCUAUAUGAUCUGUUACUGGAGAUGCUAGAUGCUCACCGCUUGCAUGCCCCUGCAGCAAAAGGCAGCCCUCCAAGUGAAGAUGAUCCUCUAAAUCAGUUGGCCGUCCCAUCCCCUUCAAUGCAUUCCUUGCUACCUUGUUAUGUGAACAAACAGGAAGAGGGAAAUGAGCAGGAAGCAAUUUGAGAGUCUACAUUUCAGUGAGCCCAGAUGUUUCUGAGAACCCCAUCAGAAGACCACCAACUUCAGGCUUACCUGAACUUGUACUAUGUGUAAGCACUCCAGUCCUCACCAAUCGCAAUUGCCAAGCUGAUUGCUUAAAUCCUUAAAGGAAGAACUUUUAAAAAUCAAUUUAAACGCAACAGGGAGGUUGAGAAACAAUCCUUUGUGUUUAUGUUAAACAUAACACAGUCCAAGAAUUGCUGUAUUCUUUGCUGGUAUUGGUUUAAAAAAAUGGGUGACCUUUUGAGGGGGGGGGCACAAAAAUCCCAGCUGGGUUGAAGUACUGAUGUUUACAUGUCAUGUGUAUCAACUUUUUGUACAUUCAAUUAUUUUAUCCCACAUACACUAAAAGUAGUGAUGGUGAAGAGCUCAGAUUUUGUUAUACUUCUAAUUCAUUCAUAUUUCAAGAAAGAGAAACAUGACAAAGGGAUGUAGUUGCCUCUUUUGGGCUUUUGUCUUUCAAUGAUACAUUUAAUAUACAGCAAGAUUAAUUUUGAUAAACUCAUUAGACUGCUUGGACUGUUGACUUCAGUAAGAAAAACAAUUCCUUCAGUUAACUUGUUAUGGGAAGUGAGACUGAGGUAUUAGUUUGCCAUCAUAUUAUGGGUUUCACAUUAUUGUAAAGAGGGACACAUGAAGAAUUCUUAGCUGGACAGCUAAAGACAGAAGCUGAGAUCCUGCAUCAAACAUAUAGUCAUAGUGCCAUGGCUAUGCUUUAUCUCCCCAUCCAACCCCUGAAACCCAUUUUAGAAGUCAGCCAUAUGCAGUGAUGGAGGCCUGUGCUGCUGCCAAGCAGGAUGUCCAAGAGCAAAGCAGGCACCCUUGUAGGGACCUAUGCCAACUCUUUAGCACAACAUCAUUUGCUGAUGGGAGAGGGUUGGCCACAUCAACCUGAAGUAUCCCAGGUGGCAUAGACUUCCAUCACUCCAGAUGGCGGACUGGCUUUAAGUUGGGUUUCUAUGUCAUUUGCAAUUGUGAUAACAAUGGCCCGCUUGCAAAUGUGAAUAUGAAGUAGUUCUGCUGUCCUGAAUCUAACUUACAUCUUACAUGAGUAACAGUAUACCAGCCAGAAUUAAUUAUAUGGAUCUUCUAAGACCAAUAGUUCAAGAUUUCUAGUUCAAAACAACAUCUGCGACAUAGUUGUUUCGGGAGCCACCUUUACAUCAGUUGUCAGUGGCAGUUGUCGGCAAGUGGGAUUUUAAAAUACAGCAAUUGGUUAGCAUUGCUCAUCACUUUUUAUCAGAAAGGAAAUUAAUGCAUUUUGUGAACAGAAAGAUAUGCUGAUAUAAUCCUGUGUAUGUUCAGGAUAUAAUGUGGGGAAAAGGCGCUCCAGUUCACAGAACUUAUAGCCAACAUGGCCACUUGCCAUGGUGAAUGGUAUGUUUUGGGACUUUUUCUCCACCAGGGAACAAUUUUCUCCAGCUGAUGUAAUGGAUAGGCAAAUUCUGACCAUGGAAAAUAUGCUUCAGCUGCUAGCCCCAAAGGAAGGUAUUGCAUUAGAGUAGAACCAAGAAUACAUUCUAUCCUUUCCACUUAUUUCUGCUAUUUUGCAAUCCCAGUGAGCCGUAUGCGAAGGAAGGCAAGCAGCACCUUCAUCCUUCUGGUGACAAAAUAAUUUGUUCUUAAAGAAAAUUCUUGCUUUCUAAAGGGUGUCCUGUUUUCCAGAAGGUCUCCUAAUACAGUCAAUACUACACAGGAGAAGUCAAAUACCAUAUUUACUCGAGUCUAAUGUGCCAUUGAAUCUAAUGCAUGCCUUAAUUUUCAAAAUCCUGAAACCAAAAAAGUUUGCUGACAAAUGUAAUAAAUAGCAGCAAAAAGUGUGCUCUUUGUAAUUUGGCCAAAAGUGUGCAUCACUGUUGCUGCCUGUUUAGAAUUCCUUCAUUGUAAUUAAUUGUGUUAAAACACCAAAGGUUCCAGCAAUGGAAAAAAAACAAAACCUUGGGGUGCCUCUGUGCUGUAGAAUUAAUCCUCUUUGUCUUGGUUCAAUGCUAUGGAAUUCUGAGGGCUGUAGUUUCACAAGGUUUUGAGCCUUCUUUGACAAAGAGUACUAGUACCUCACCAAACUACAAAUCUCAUGAUUACAUAGCAUUCAGCCAUGGUCGUUUAAUUAGAGAUGAUGUCCCUGAAGCAGCUUCUCCUUUUGCUUUGGCUCAGCACUAACAUUACUAGAUGGCAAGAUCACCGAGUCCAAAAAAGGUGAGCAUUAGAUUUUCAAGUAAUUCAGGUGGCCUAGGCUUCACUUAGUUCAUUCAAUGAACCCUCAUAUUUGUACAGAAAUGCAUUUGAGCUCUAUGUUGGGGGGGGGGGGGAGGCUACUGGCAGAAAGGAGGCGUGAGUGAGUAAAGGACAAUUUGUGUUGCACUACAAGAGAGGUCACAUUCUGCCUAUUUUUGGCCAUGCACAUACUGACCCCAACCAAAGUGAUGAGAACAAAACUGGGGCAGAACAGACCUAAAUCUGCAGGUGAUCAUCAUUUGCUGCUUUUGAUAUGUAUUCUGUGUUUCUGUGCCUUGCCCCAAAGCUAGACAAAGCACUACAGCACUAAUGUUGUGAGUAGUUUCAUCUCGUACUGAUUUAACAAUGCUUUCACCAAUGCCUAUAUCUUUUAGCUUCAUUUCUGAUGGCCUUGUUUUUUUAUUGUAAUGAAGUAUUUGUCUUUGUGCAAUCAAAAUGUAAAACUAAAAAAAAAAAAUCUCCUAAGAAACUUUCCCCAAAAGAUUGGGGUCUAUAAAGUGCCUUGUUAAAAAGGAUACUUUAAAUUUUUUUUUGACAUGCUCAUGUUGUAGCUUAUUUCUGUAUUAUUGAUGCACUUGUGUAUUGCACUGCAUGAUGUAUAAGUAAGAAGUCAAAUGUGUGUGUUGGCAGGGCACAAUUCAAAUAAGCAGCACAGUUUUUUUCCAUUUGUAACCUGGACUUCACCAAAGUUGCAAUUCUAUAACACUUUAUUGGAAGUAAACCUCGUUCUAUUAAAUGGUACUUUCUGCUAAAUAUAUAUAGGACUGCAACUAUAAUAAAUUUAAUGCCCUUAUUUUAUUUUAUUUUAUUUUAUUUUAUUUUAUUUUUUGCAAUGGGAUAAUUUUAGCUGUUUUCCCAAUCUACUUGUUCCUUGUUAGCAGAGAGUGCUGAUCUUUGAACUGAAUGUCUUGUUCCACCUUCUUAGUUCAUUUCAGUGGGAAUGGCACUUCCAUUGAAAGCAUCUAGAAUAGUGUUUCUCAACCUGGGGGUUGGGACCCCUGGGGGGGGGGUUGUGAGGGGGUGUCAGAGGGGUCACCAAAGACCAUCAGAAAACACAGUUCUCUGUGGGAAUUUUGGCCCAAUUCUAUCAUUGGUGAAGUUCAGAAUGCUCUUUGAUAUGGUUGGGGGUCACCACAACAAGAGGAACUGUAUUAAGGGGUCGCAGCAUUAGGAAGGUUGAGAACCACUGAUUUAGAAGAUGCCAGGAGCCUUUCCCUCCAUGAAGAUGAACAGGGAUUAAUUUUCAGGCAAAUGACUCUGUGUGUGCAAUGGAAAGUCAUCAUUAUAUUAGAGAGAAUCAUGGAUACAUGUCUUGAUUGGGAUACAGCACAGACAGUCUUUGUAAGCUAUCCAGCUAUCCUUUUAAGAUGUCACUUAUCUCGAUGGAUAGCUGCUUCCUUGGUUCUCCCAAGCAAUAGCCACUGAAAUCAAAAUUAACUGUUAUUAAUUGACAAACAAGUGUUUUUGGUGAAGAUCCACUGAUUGAAUUGUUUGAUUGGAGGAGUAAAAAGGACAAAACAAAACAAAGAUCAGCAUCAAAGAGGGAGAGAAGAUUUUAUGGUUUUUACAUUUUCAAAAUAUAUAUGUGACAGGCCCAGCUUGGGGUCCCAAGAGGAAUAUGUUUUUUAUUGGUUAAAAUUGUAAACUGUACGAAAAAUUUCUAUUUGACAUUGCUUUUUGAAAAGCAUUGUUUUAUCAUUAUUAUUGAAAGCACCUUAAAUAAUGCAGUGUGUUUGUUUGUGUGCAUAUAAUGCACACAUGCAGAGCUCACCUAUCAGACAACUGAAUGUAGCUGUUCUUUUAACCCAUUCAGCCAACUGAAAUACAACAAAAUCACUACAUUUUGUUUAUAUAAUUUCUGCUGUCUUAUCUCAUAUGCAAUCAUUGGUGCCUAAGGCUUUGCGAUUGUUAGAAAUCACUAUUUCAUAUCAAUUUUUAUAUUUUUUACAAUACUCAUAGCAGCACUAUCUUACUAAAAACGAAAAGGAAACUAUUCUUCAAUGAAAUAUGGACAUCUAAGGCAGCUAAUUAUGCUUUUUACCAAAAUUGUAAAAAAUAUUGCUCUGAGAGAUACCUACUAGGGCACAAAGAGGUUUUUUAAAAACAUUUAUACUUAAAUUUGAAAAUGGCAAAAUCUGCCCUAGGGAUAUAGGAAAUGUCGUGCUACAUGCCAAAACUGAAGAGAGCCAAUGAGUUUGCCUAAUUGAAUAUCACUUAAGAGGCUCAACAAGAGAAAACAGAAUGGUAUUUUGUGUGGUUGCUUGUUUCAGUAGUGGCAUUUUCCCUCCUUUCAGUUGGAACUGAUUUUCUCAGAGUAUGACAGGCGUUCUUGUAUUCAGUGGUAUUGUGGGCACUUAUUCCAACCUAGUUUCUUUUGCAUAAAGUUGCCCACCACUGGUCAUGUUCUGUGUAGCAGGGAAAUAAUCCUUUGUAUCCUCAUGCCACCAAGUACCAGUCCGUAACAUAUUCUACUACACAUAAGAUGAAAAUUGAUCCACACCUCUGCCUAUCUCAUGAAGGAAACAAACACUUGUAAAAGACUGGGCCACACAAGGAUAAUGACAUUAUCCACCAGAGCAGAACAGGUCUUGGUUCCAUGAGACAUAAACAACCAAUUUGCUCUUCCAGACUCCGUCUAGCCAUAUUUUUACCAGCACAUUAUUGCAAGAAUGAAUGCAUCUCCACACCAAAGCUUCUUGUGCAGUACUAACACUUUAUAUGCAGUGGCACUCUUCUAUUCUUGGAUAUUGCUGGAAUGAGCUAAGGGAGAAGGAGCAAAAAUCCACAGCUGUGCCAUCCUGCUGUUUUUAUGCAGGAUGACUUUCCUUAAUGUAUAACUAAUCAUACUUUAGUUUUAAAAAAUUUAUAACAAAAAUUGCUCAGGAGUUCUGUGAAGAACAUAAUAAGAGUCAUAGAUAUUGAGCAGAUGCCUGUAGGUGGCUUAUGCUAGUGCAGCCCUCUCUUACAAGAAUAUUCUUGGGCAUUGCACAAGGUGGCAUCUAGCAUCUUCCUGUGCGGUGCUGGACAGCUCCCAGGCCCAGCUCUGGCCUUCUUGCUCAUGAUUGGCCAAGGAGAUGUUUCUGGGCAUUGCCUGGUUGCCUUUGUAGACUCAGAUCAGAAGGAAGCAUCUUCAAGUCAGGACUAGCAGGAUAGUUAAGCUGACAGAGAUCUAAACAUCUCCAGUGGUCUUCCUGGACCAGAGUCAUUGCCCACUUUUCCUCUUAACAGCAGAAUCUGCUCAAAAAUAAUGCUAAUGUACUAUUUUUUCUUGGUGAGGAAGAUCAAUACUUAUUUAAUCUCAUAUCAUUUAAAGAGUCAUCCCUGCAGACAGUAAAGGAAAGAUGGGCAUAUACUGAAAUUGAAAGAGGCCCCAACAGUAGAGAAAAAGCUUCUCUCACUUGUUCUUGUUUUCAGACCUGAACCUGGCCACUCUCAAACUAUCAUAACACUAGGUCCCCAUUCAUACUGCUGCCUCAAUUUUCUCCUCACCUGCAGGCUGCACUGAAAUAGUGAAGGACCCUUUUGCAUAUUGUCAUGGACCCAAUCCUGCUGCCUUACUGAAAACUGACACUUGAUCCAGUUUUCAUCCUGACUCACACUACAUUGAUGGCCCUGAAUGGGGAUGCACCUUCCCAGCCACACAAAAAGUUGAUCCAGCAGUUUAAGGGAACCAGGAGAAAUGUCACAAUGUGCACCUUUCUUCAUGUUGGUUGUGCACAUGGACUCCUGCUUCCGUACAUAGCUUGAUAUUAUAGAAUCUUGGUGCUAGUGUUUGCCAUUCAUGUUGGUGUUAACCUGAGCCUUCAUUUCAUACACUAGUUCUUAACGCUUUUACUUUUUAUGUCAAGCCAGCUUUUAAGCAAGCAACAUUUUGAAGAUGCAAACACUCAAGGUAUUUCCUGCAGAAUCAGUCAAUUGAAUCAAUUGCUUUACAUUGCAAGCCAGCUACUCUGAAAGCGCUUUUUCAAAUAUACGGUGGCUUUGUGAAGUGAGUCUUCAGAACUGAAGUGAGUGCUAAGUUCAACUUGUUCUUAGUGCCAUGUUUUUUUUAAGCUAUCAGGUCUAACAUGGACAGCACCUUUGGAAUUGAAUUGUGAUAUAAUCCUUGGGGUACCAAAAGAAAUAUCCUUUUACAUGAAAAGCCUUUUCUUUAUCAGUGCACUAUAUUGUUUUAAUUCAAAUAUGGAUGUAUUUCUGUCUUGAAUGUUGUUUUGUAUGUGAUCAUUGCCUUUUAAGAGGCACUACAAUUUUGCACUGUCUUAAAGAGAUUUUUGUAGAAAAUCUAACCUUUAUUUUCUUGCAUUCAAAUGUGCCUAAAAUUUAUAUGCUGCCAUGCUGCAACCCUGUCUUUAUUAGGAGCAUUAUCCUGUUCUGCACCUUCAAAAAUGCAGUGUACUCCACAAUCUUGAAGUGCCAAUCAGAUAAUAGCAAAAGGAUGCUAGUCAGAGAAUAAACUCAAGAAGCCACUUUAAGCCACCUUAUUGUACAUAAGAAUAUUUUAAAAAUGAAGCUUUUGUGCACUACAUUUUUCUUUCAUUUCCCUUUACUAUGAGGUUUGUGUGUCAUAAUGUAUUUGUUGAAUUAUUCUGCUCUUUUGCUAAUGCGUAUAAUAGUAUAAUUGAUGUCUCUGUUUCAUUAGGAUAUUGCUUUGUUAAAUGGAAGAAAAGGUAAAAUCCUUUCAUUUUUUUUACCUUUAAAAGAAUGUUACAAACUGCUUCAGAAAAUAAAAUCAACAGAAUAUCUAAUCUAUCAAGAUUUUCUCAGCUUUGUUGUCAAAAUAAAACAAUGAACCACA
This is a messenger RNA of Anolis carolinensis (green anole), 9625 nucleotides long. It is a transcript of the gene esr1, whose product is annotated as estrogen receptor 1. The transcript is spliced from 11 exons. Gene Ontology annotation, biological process: cellular response to estrogen stimulus; regulation of transcription by RNA polymerase II; estrogen receptor signaling pathway. Gene Ontology annotation, molecular function: nuclear receptor activity; zinc ion binding; steroid binding. The coding region runs from base 799 to 2559 and encodes 586 amino acids. NCBI's taxonomy places the organism in Eukaryota, Metazoa, Chordata, Lepidosauria, Squamata, Anolidae. The record is from RefSeq and is a predicted model, not a curated record. Gene Ontology annotation, cellular component: chromatin; nucleus.